This is a messenger RNA of Plectropomus leopardus (leopard coralgrouper), 2011 nucleotides long. The record is from RefSeq and is a predicted model, not a curated record. NCBI's taxonomy places the organism in Eukaryota, Metazoa, Chordata, Actinopteri, Perciformes, Serranidae.
GCAGAUCACAAAAGGCAGUGCGGGACAUUUGACCGCCUCCCUUGUCUCUGCAGGCAGGGACAGACCGUGUACCCCAUCGCAGGAGGAUUCUCACCUGCCGCUCUCGCCGCCAGCGCCUCCAUGUCCAGCAGCCUGGUGUCCGGGAGCUUCUCUCAGCGUUUGGUGGCGCCCCCCCAGUCGUCCCACCCUGCCGCUGUCCCCGUGCCGGUGAAGCAGGAGCCCAGAAGCAGCAGCCUGCCCGGGAAGUCGGCGGUGGAUGUGCAGCCGGAGAGGGAAGAGGAGAAGAAGCCUCACAUCAAGAAGCCGCUGAACGCCUUCAUGUUGUUCAUGAGGGAGGAGCGGCCCAAAGUGGUCGCUCAGUGCAAAGUCAAAGAGAGCGCCACCAUCAACCAGAUCCUGGGACAGCGGUGGCACUCUCUGUCCAAAGACCAGCAGGCCAAAUAUUACGAACUGGCUCGCAAAGAGAGACUCCUGCACUCCAAACUGUACCCGGGCUGGUCAGCCAGAGACAACUACGGGAAGAAGAAGAAGAGGAAGAGAACGAAGAGCGAAACUCAGUUUGAAGACCUGGAGGAGAGCUUCCCGCCGCAGCUGAAGCGUCCUCGUCCGCUGCCUGAGGAGACGUCUCACACCUUGUCCACGCAGCCCCGCCCCUUCCCGUCACAGCCGCACGCCGUCUCUCACCUGACGCACACACACCUUUCCCAGGCCAGCCCCGCCUCCUCCCUGGACUCCCCGGCGACGCCCACCACCUCGCUGGCCUCGCCCGCCGCCCCGGCGCCGACGCACACGGAGCACACGCACUCGUCCCGCGGCGGGCAGGCGUCUCCGUACGGCGAGCAGCUGCAGCCGCUGUCCCUCACCACCAAACCUCAGCGGACCGCCGCCCCUCUGAGCCGCCACCCGCCUGCCUCCUCGCCCCCUCCCCCGCCCUUCCUGGUCCCGCCUCCUACCUCGGCUCACCAAUCAGGUGCCUUCGCUCAGUCACAGCCGAUCAGGAGAACCAAUCAGCUGUGAGGAGCCGCAGACUCUUUUUUUAAACGCUGUAAAUACGCUUCGUUUUUUAAACUUUUUUAUGAUCACGUUUCCUGUCGGUAUGAAAACAUCUGGUCAAUAUUUGACUGCGUCUCAACGGUUUUUUCACGGUUUCUACUUUUGAUAAAGACUCGUUCUGAGUGGAGGCGAAUCACCGGGUUUCUCACCUGUUAGCAGCCAGUUCGGCUCUAUUUUCUUCUGUUAAUAAAUAUUCACUGAGCUCUGACGCGCUGUGACGACUUUCACUGAACACGCAGGACCCAAAAUAAAGUUCAGGUUCAUGAGGAUGAAACACGAAUCUGAGGCAGAAAAUGUGUCACGGAAACGGUAAAAUUACUCAAACACAUGACGAAUUUACAAAAUACAACUUAACAGAAGUUAUUUCAUGAUGUAACAUGAAAAUGUUUCUUUGAAACAGAAAAGUACUCAGACCUUUUACCCUCAGUACUGAAGUAGAAGUACUGAGGAAUUAUCAGCUCGGUGUACUUAAACGCGUAUAGAUUAAUGUGAUUAUAAGUGAUUUACUGUCAUUAUAGACGGCACUUUAAUGUUGAUGGAGCUUUAAUUUCUCUGCGCCUGCAACAUUUGGCACAAACGUCCAGCUGAUCAGAACCAGGUGGUCAAAGGUCACGGUGACGUCAUGAAACACGUUUUUCUCGUGCUCAGAUUUUACACAGAGGUCCAAAAUCGAACGAUGAAGUGAUGAGAGGUCAGAGGUCACUGUGACGUCAUCGUGUUUUCGGCUGAGACGGUCAGUCAGAUGCUGAAGGACGUCCGUGUCCCGUAAUUAUCUGUCACAUUACAACUUUUCUUUAUGUUCGCAGCGUUGCAGCCUUUAGUCAUAUAAAUAUAUAAAUAUAUAUGACGCACACACCUGUGUGUGUGUAUGUGUAUAUUUAUACAGUAAAGAUUUAAACCUGUGAAAUUAUUACUGCAUAUAUAUCCUGGAUCACAUUAAAAGUAUCAUUUAAAAAUA